AUGAAGGAUUUUCUCAAUGUCUCUGCUUACUGUCAACGUCUUAAGAUGCUUUCUAAUCAGUUGAGAAAUAUCAGCUCCCCUGUUAACAAUCAUCGUCUGGUCCUUCAACUGAUCUCUGGUCUCCCAGAAGCUUACCGCAGUGUUGCUACUAUGAUUUUCCAGAGCAACCCUCUUCCGGCAUUCUAUCUGGCUCAUUCCAUGCUCACUUUGGAAGAAGCCGAUAUGGCUAAGAUGGAAAACAUAGGCUCUCAUGCUGCUAUGCACGCCACUCAGCCAAAGCUUGCUGAAGACACCUCUCAGCGUGGCAACCACCGCCCCGACAACCGUUCUCGCUCUCGUGGAAACCAGGGUCACGGAGGGGGACGUGGUAACCGCAGUGCACCUCAGUGUGGAGCUCCCAGCGCUCCCUCACCUUGGUCUACUCCUCUUUGGCAAUAG
Lathyrus oleraceus (garden pea) is the source of this 438-nucleotide messenger RNA. RefSeq lists its product as uncharacterized. Bases 1 to 438 code for a protein of 145 amino acids. The record is from RefSeq and is a predicted model, not a curated record. The transcript has a single exon. NCBI's taxonomy places the organism in Eukaryota, Viridiplantae, Streptophyta, Magnoliopsida, Fabales, Fabaceae.